ACCUCCACCCAACGCCUCUCUCUCUCUCUCUCUCUCUCUCUCUCUCGUAGACAGACACUUGGAGAUUUGGGUUAAUGGCGAAGAGCGGCAAUGGGAAGCUAGGCAAGCUGAGAUGCAUGAUAAAGCGUUGGCAUUCAUCGAGCAGGAUCACGAGCUCCGCGGCCGGGGGGAGAGGCUGCGGCGGCCAGUCGUCGAGGCCGCAGGAGGACGAGGCGUGGCGGUCGGCGUCGUUCAACGGAGACGCAGUCCCGCCCGGGCUCCACGCGGUGUACGUCGGCAAGACCCGGCGGCGGUACCUCGUCAGGUCCGACCUCGUCGACCACCCGCUCUUCCGCGUUCUGGUCGCGAGGACCGGAGGGUCAGUUGGCGGCAGCACCGGCGACGGGACGGUGGUGGGCUGUGAGGUGGUGCUCUUCGACCACCUUCUGUGGAUGCUGGAGAACGCCGACCCCCCGCCGGACUCACUGGACGAGCUGGUGGACUUCUACUCCUGCUGAAGACACAUUAGAUUCAAAGCUAAAUUAUCAGAUCUUGUUCAUCUCCCAAUCGCCUUAACAGAAUAAUUCUGACAUCUUAGCGCAAUCUGUUCCUGUUUGUGUGCUUAUCAAUCUCAGAUUUGUAAGCUUCUUGCUCGACCAAGAACAGACGAUGAAUCCACAGGAGACUUCAUGAUCA
Molecule: messenger RNA, 675 nt
Organism: Musa acuminata subsp. malaccensis (wild Malaysian banana)
Lineage: Eukaryota; Viridiplantae; Streptophyta; Magnoliopsida; Zingiberales; Musaceae
Product: auxin-responsive protein SAUR76-like
Biological process (GO): response to auxin
Source: RefSeq, a predicted model, not a curated record